UUCGCGAUUAUUUUCCUUGUCACAGUUUUUGCUUUUGUCUCGGGGACGUUGAUUUUUUUAUGUCUAGCUUGAAAAGGCAAUUAAAGGUAGAAACGGGCCGAAUAAAUUGUUAAUUUUUAUUCAACUAAUGUGAAAAAGAGAAUGCUUUAUCUGUGCCUGUGGGACUGAAGUUGAAAAUCUUUACAAAAGUGCGGAAAUCGAGAGUGACGUAGUGCAGAAAAAGUAACGAAAAGAUACCAAGUAAUAACUGGAAGCCAAUGUUGUUUUAGAGACUAAAUAUCAAGAAAUUUAGUGUAAAAUUGUUUAAAAUAAGUUAACAUAAUGAUUUUCGCAUAAGGGAGCAAGCGGAAAUUCUUGGAGGCAACAGGGCGGCCAGUGCAAGGCGCAGCCAGUAUGAGUUCCCGUAUAAAAGCGGAUGUGAAGAAACUAUUCGAAUUUUGGUGUGAAGUCGCGUUGGUGCGCAAUGCAGACAAACGGAAUACGCCUACAGGCGGCAGCCACACAUCAUCCCCACCUUGUGUUGUGGUCGAGAGCUUUCCGGAGGGAUAUCGCGAUGAGAAAACUAUGGCUGACAUACCAGCCUUUGCAUUUCCAUGCAAAAUCGAAAGUGAUUCCGUGCAAUCCUAUUCCUUUGUACUCACAACAGAUGACUCAAAGUGGCGUUUUGGUUUCUGUCGUCACGACCCGAAGACAGAUACCGCAAUGGUAAUAAUCACAUACUUACCAUGGCACGACACAUUUCUGCGAUUGUUGACGCUACUGGCCGAACUGCGGCGUGGUGAUGCCAACACAACAACGAAUGUCGACAAUUCCCACAAUGACUUUCGCACAUUUCUCGCCGAAGCGUACAACCGCGGUGUGCCUGAUCCGGGUGGACAUUUGAAAUUAUUCUAUAACGGCGGUCAAAAUUAUUUCGUGUUUGAGCGGCCGUUGCAAUUUCAGUUGCCCAGCAUACCCGAGAAUCACAAUUUAAAUUUGUAUUAUAAUUUUGUGGAUCCAAAGAAUAUGAUUGCAGUAUUUGCUGCGAUGCUGGCAGAGCGACGCAUCAUUUUCACAUCGCGACGCCUGGAUCGCUUGUCGUCGUGCAUACAAGCGGCGAAUGCGUUUCUCUAUCCCAUGGUGUGGCAACACAUCUUCAUACCAGUGCUGCCGAUGAAGCUGAAAGACUAUUUGAGUGCACCAAUGCCAUAUCUAAUUGGUGUGCCACAAACUGUGCUCGAAACGAUGACAACCGAUGAGCUCGGCGAAGUUGUGAUACUUAACUGUGAUACAAAAAUUUUCGAAAGCCCGUUCGAUGAUGUGGGCGAAAUGCCAGCCAAAAUUGUGUCACAAAUGAAGAAACAACUCAGUCAAUCGCAUGAGCAUAUCGGCGAUCGUGUUUCGAAAAUAUUUCUUGGCGUGUUGGUGCAACUGAUAAGCGGCUAUCGUGAUGCUGUGGAAUUCCGCGAAACAGGCAAAACAUUUAACCGUCAAAAAUUUAUCGAAUCUCGUCCCAAACAUUUGCAACCAUUUCUCGCAAAAAUGAUGGAUUUGCAAAUAUUUCAGCAAUUCAUUGAUGAACGCCUGCAAAUGCUCAACACUGGUCUGGGUUAUUCGGAUGAAUUUGAGCUAGAAACAGCACGUUAUGCGGAGAAAAUGAAGAAACGAACACACUACGAAUUUCUAAAUAAUGUUAAGGAGAAGACGAAUCCAGCCGUAAAGUCUGCUGUGAAAUCGGUAAAAGAGGGUUCACGUGGCGUCAAAAGCGCCUACAAAGAUUUCAAAUCAAAAUUACGCGACAUUACACCACCGAAUAGCUCGUCCACACACUUUCGUUCGCAUCUCACAUCGAAUUCACAACACGAUCGCAUUGACGGCAAUAGCAUCGGCAGUGGCAGCGCUUUAGGUGUGGGAUUCGGUUAUGGCAAAACUAAAUCUAUAGGCGGUCAUCAUUCAGCGCCUAGUUCGCCAAUUUUUAGCAAUAAACGUACAGCAGCCGGAAGUGGGGUUGGUGGCAGCAUUACAGGUGGCAAUACAUCAACGGCUGCCUGCUUUCAGUACGCCAGUCCGGAUGAUCUAAAUGGCUCCAAUCAGUAUAUACGACGUGCCCCGCCUUUGGCUACGUCUAGCUCAAGUGCGCACAUACAGCAGAACGGUUUUGCGGGCCUUACGCAUGGCACUACUCAUCUUGCUGCUCAUUUGGCUCCGUCUCCAACCAUUAGCCCGGCAAGCUCGCUCUGUUCGUCGGAGAUGAAUUUGUCACAGGAACUACAAAACCAUCCGCUAUUUAAGCCGCCACUAGUGGAUCGUAGCCUUAAACCCAGCAAUAGCUUAGACUCGAAUUACCAAACUCAUCCCCAGCAUCACUACAAUUGUCACCACCACCAUAAUCAAGCAAACGAUCAAUUUACGAGCAACAACCAUCAAUAUGAAUAUCAACGACAACAAACGCAAACGCAACAACAACAACAACAACAUUAUUACCACCAAAGGUUCAUAGCCACACGUACAGGUGGCCCACCACCAGCGCGCCCACCGCCACCAGCCGCACACCUACUACAAACAUUAUCCGUUGGUCCUACAAUGGGUUUAAGUUCAUCAUACGCUGUUACUGCACCAGUGUCAUACUAUAACCAUCCACAAGUGCGCCGCCAGCAAACGGCACUGGCAUUACACCCUCAGCCGCCGCCAGCAAAAGACGAAAACAGAGAUGAGUCAACUGUGGUAUCAAAAGUUUCAGCGGUGGCAAUGCCACAGACCGCGACGUGCACAUCAUCGACCCCCAACAAAAUUGUGACUACCAAAUCGAGUUACGACAAUCCACCUGAAAUGCAAUCGCCACCCAUACCGCCGAUACCACCGCGACGUCAAUGCACUGACGGUAAUAGUGGUUCUAAUUCGGACAGUUUUGUUGCUGUUGGUGGUGGUAGUAAUGCGAUCGCCAUGGCCGCUGCUGCCGUGUACGCGGGCAUACAACGUUUAGAGCAUAAUUGUUGGCAAGAUUACGCUGAGCGCAAUUCAAUGCAAAAUGAUGUGCUGCGCAAUUCAUCAUCGUCAAAUAAUUCGAAUGCCUCGGUGUCAUCAUCGUCAUUCGAUUCAAGUGGCGGUUCAUUUGUGUCUGCUGCAUCGUCAUCAUUCUUUCAUCAGGCGUGCUCGUGUGACAAUGACUCGGCAAAAACAAUAGCAGCCUCGGCAGAAACGACACCAGUGCCAGCGCCGCGACAGAAAAAAGAGUCUUUGCGCUCGCUUCAGCCACAUCAUCUGCCAGUGCCAGAAUUUUCGCUCAAGUCUACCGCACCGUCGUCAACAUCUUCGCAAGAAGACACCAUGAACGAUCUAAUAUCACUGGACGACAGCAAUAAUGCCAGCUUCGAUUUAGAAGAUUUCGAUCCACUGAAUCAGAAUGCACGACCACUACCAUUACGCAAUGGCAGCGGUGGUAAUGCGGCAGCUAGCAAUGCAAGAACGACGAAUGGCAUCAAAUCUACAACAUUGCCGGCCAAUACCAACAUUUUGAGCAACGCUUCCAGCAGUGUUAGCAAUCCGCUAUAUCCAUAUCACACACCACAACACUUACGAUCUCCACGUAUGCGCGCACAACCACAAACGCGCCCAUCAGCUGUUGCAUCGCAGUUGCAGGCGCCAUACAUGAAACCACCGCCGCUGCCAACCAGCAAGCCACCACCAAUGCCAGCGCCAGAUGAGGAUUUUGAAUUGUUGCGCAAAUAUGGACUCGAUCAAUUCACGUUAACCACAGCAUCCACAACGUUAACCACUGCAACAACGACGCCAGCAAAUGCAAGUAACAGUAAUGGCUUGACUGGUAGUGGUAUGCGUAAUUGGACGACAUUCGAUUGAGAAGGUAGCCUGUUGGGGGUGCGCUUACUCUUCUUUGCAUUUUGUUAUAUUUUCCACAGACGGGGAAGUGCGGGGCGAAGUUUGGUGGUGAUAUUUGGGCGACAAAUACAUAUCGCCACCUAAAUCUGAUAAGGUGCCAAGUCCAUUUUUCGAAAUUGUUCAGGAACAGGGCUGCAAAGCACUCCAAAAAAACCAUGCGGUUCGGUUCAGUGGUUUGAACCACUUAGAAAUGGCUUGUAUCGGUUCAAGAACUGGUUCAUAAGUAUUCCUGAACCGCAGUUCGGUUCUGCUGAAAUGGUUCAAUUUUUUUAUUGCUAAAGGAUACAAAAAUAAAAGGGCUUCGUUAUUGAGAUCAAAUUCAA
Rhagoletis zephyria (snowberry fruit fly) is the source of this 4199-nucleotide messenger RNA. RefSeq names its product DENN domain-containing protein 1A. Gene Ontology annotation, cellular component: cytosol; intracellular membrane-bounded organelle. Lineage: Eukaryota; Metazoa; Arthropoda; Insecta; Diptera; Tephritidae. The record is from RefSeq and is a predicted model, not a curated record. Gene Ontology annotation, biological process: endocytic recycling; endocytosis. Gene Ontology annotation, molecular function: guanyl-nucleotide exchange factor activity; phosphatidylinositol phosphate binding.